Dicentrarchus labrax (European seabass) is the source of this 2130-nucleotide messenger RNA. It is a transcript of the gene bloc1s6, whose product is annotated as biogenesis of lysosomal organelles complex-1, subunit 6, pallidin. Gene Ontology annotation, cellular component: BLOC-1 complex; extrinsic component of membrane; transport vesicle. Gene Ontology annotation, biological process: intracellular transport. The coding region runs from base 184 to 702 and encodes 172 amino acids. The transcript is spliced from 6 exons. Lineage: Eukaryota; Metazoa; Chordata; Actinopteri; Moronidae. The record is from RefSeq and is a predicted model, not a curated record.
UUUGUGUUUUGUUUUUUUGUUUUUUCUCCCUCCGCAAAGACGCAGACGCGACAAAAUCCAAAAUCUUUGUCGUUUGUAUCUUCUGCUUUAGGUAAAAAAUAACUCGUCACACCUACAGUUACUGUGGACACACACAGUCAUACAGGUUAUACAAAGCAGUCUGGGUCAACAGAGUCGUUGUAUAUGGAGGUAGAGGAGAUGGAAGAUGAAGGUCCUUCGUCCCAGAGUGAACUUCCACACAGUGAAGAAUUCCAGUUGCCGCAACAGGAAUCACCACAUCUGGGGAGCUCAGACCCCGUAGAGAAUGUGUUGGUGGAUAAGAAAGCAGUGGACAAACUCACAGAAGGAUUACUCUCUCACUACCUACCAGAUCUACAGAACUCUAAACGAGCCCUCCAAGAGCUCACACAAAAUCAGCUGGUAUUGUUAGACACACUGGACCAAGAAGUCACCAAGUUCAGAGAAUGUAAUACCUUACUGGACCUCAAUUCACUGUUUACAGAAGCGAAGGUUUAUCACAACAAACUGGUGAACAUAAGGAAAGAGAUGAUUAUGCUCCAUGAAAAGACAACUAAACUAAAGAAAAGAGCUUUGAAGCUGCAGCAACAGAAGCAGAAGGAGGCGCUGGAGAAGGAACAGAAACGAGAGAAGGAGCUCGAGAGAGAAAGGCAGCUUAUUGCCAAACCCGCCAAAAGAACAUAGGAUCCCCAAGUAUGUCUGCUGUAUUAAUGGGCAGUUUUGCAUGUUUUAGCCUAUUUAUUACAUAUCAUCUAUAUGUUAUAUUAUUGCUGACCUUUUUCCAAAGUACAAGUGUUUUAGAUAUUAUUUUUAAAGAUAAUAUUUUGAGGGCAAGGAGAGGGGAGAUGAGCUGCAGCUAAAGUUUUCAACCAGGUCGGGGGACGUUGUAUCAUAUGCGUCCCAGACUCCUCAACAUUUUUUGCAUCUUUGAAUGCAUUUUCUCUGGCGUCAUCAUCAGUCCGUCACACUGAAUUAAAACCUACUUGUGUUAUUGUUGAACUUAUGUUAUUUUUACACUGUAACGAAGUUGACAGUGUUCAUUGAGUGCUCUGAAUUAUUGCACAAUACUACAGUUUAAACAGUAAAAAGUAGACGUCAUUUAGUAGUGUAUAGUGUAUUAUUGUCUGUCUCAAGCAGGUUUCAUGUCUCAGCAGGAUUUUAAAGCACAGACCAUUUUAAUUUGGAAUUGUGCUGUUAGAAACUUCAGUCACUUUCCAACAAGUUUUGGGGGACAGCUUCUGAAAUCAAAUGUGCAGUAAGAGAUUAUACAAAGUUGUUCAAAUAAGACUGAGAACAGCUUAAGACAUAUUUUUGGUUUGGUCUGUUAUAUCAUUUUUUAGCAUUUCUGCAGAACAUGCUCGACUUUGGGGAUAGGAGUUGUCAUCUGGUAGCUUGACUCCUGUUGUUUCAUCACUUAUAUAGGACAACACUAACCUAUCUUUAUACCUAUACUGCCGUAGGAAAUAAAACCUGAAACAAGGUUUUAAAAUGUGAAAGUGUGAAUCAGUCUUUAUUUAGAGAAAUGUAAAAUAAAAAAUAGAAAUACAUUAAAGAAAAUAAUUGAACACUUUGGAAAAUGGUUCACGCUGAAGAAAGUAUAUGUGAUUCUUAGUCAAUGGGCUAAAACUUGCAAAAGCUCUGGUAUGAUCCUCUUAUGUCUGAUAUUGCCAAGAUGACCACAAACCAAAGACAAUGGACUGAAUCAUCAAAUGCUGGUACUUCCCAUAUCAACCUGUGAUCACACAGAAUGGAACAGAUUACUCAAAGACACAUUUGUAGCCGUCAGACAAUGACCAGGAGGAGAAUCAGUGGGUUUGCUGUCAUUUGUUCAAGAUAAAGUGUUAAUAUAUGUUGUUGCUGGGCUUCAGGUCUGGUUAGUGUUGAAUGUUACAAAGAAAAAAAAAAAAGUAUGUUGUUUAAAAUGAAAUAGGUCUGCACUAAGCGUAUUUCUGGGGUCUGGUUAAUCUGAGAACGGAUGAUAAUAUGUACCAAACUUUGCCCCCAUCAUACACAGCAUGUGUAAAUUAACAGACCUUUCAAGAGGCUUCUAUGCACUACUUACGCCUGGAACUCCACUGUUUGUACAAUUAAUAAUAAAAGCAAUACAAACUG